AUGUCGGAGAAGGUUCCGGAUCAAAUCGAGGGAUUCACCAUCUCUUCCACUAAGAAAUGGAGUGAUUUCUCAAAGACAAGGUUCUCAGCCAAAACCUUUGAAGCACACGACGUAGACAUCGUCAACGAGUGCUGUGGAGUCUGUGGCUCCGAUGUUCACACCAUCACUGGCGGCUGGGGUGAAUUAGCCACCACUCCCCUCUGCGUUGGCCACGAAAUCAUAGGCAAAGUCGUCCAGGUCGGUCCAAAAGUAACACUCGUCAAACCAGGUGAUCGUGUCGGCGUUGGUGCUCAAGUACAAUCCUGCAUGGAAUGUCCCCAAUGCAAAAGUGACAAUGAGAACUAUUGUCCCAAAAUGGUGGAUACAUAUAUGGCUCCGUAUAAUGAAGAUGAGGGUCAUAGUGAUAAACCCAUGAAAGACAGUAAUGGAAAUCAAAUCUUCUCACAAGGAGGUUAUUCCAGUCACUCGAGAGUUCAUGAACAAUUCGUCUUCAAAGUCCCAGAUGGUCUUGCAUCUAUAGAUGCAGCACCAAUGAUGUGUGCCGGUCUCACCACAUACUCACCUCUUGUCCGAGCCGGCACCGGUCCAGGCAAGAAAGUAGCAAUUCUCGGCAUUGGCGGCUUGGGACAUUUCGGUAUUCUCUGGGCUAAAGCUCUAGGCGCCGAAGUCUGGGCACUCUCCCAUUCCCCAAAUAAAAAAGAAACAGCACUCAAACUAGGCGCCGACCAUUUCAUAUCGACGCAAGAAAAAAACUGGCAAAAACCCCUCGCAUUCACCUUCAACUUCAUCCUCAAUUGCGCAGACAUGACGAAUGAAUUCGAUCUCACAGCCUACAUGUCCACCCUCGCCGUCAACGGCGAAUUCCACAAUGUCGGUCUCCCCGAUAAACCGCUCCCGGAAUUAAAAGCGCAGGAUUUCGUAGCGAAUGGCUGUAAGAUUGCGGCGUCACAUAUUGGGUCGCGGAAAGAAGCAGAGGCGAUGUUGCAGUUGGCCGUGCAGAAAAAGGUGAAGCCGUUGAUUGAGACGAUUGAUAUUAGUGAGGAGGGGUGUAAGAGGGCGGUCGAGAAGGUUAAGAGUAAUGAUGUUAGGUUUAGGGUUACGUUGACGGGGUUUGAGAGGGCUUUUGGUACGAGGGUUGAUUAUGAGGGGGAGGAUGGGGAUAGAUUGGCCUGA
This is a messenger RNA of Sclerotinia sclerotiorum 1980 UF-70, 1173 nucleotides long. RefSeq lists its product as hypothetical. NCBI's taxonomy places the organism in Eukaryota, Fungi, Ascomycota, Leotiomycetes, Helotiales, Sclerotiniaceae. Gene Ontology annotation, molecular function: zinc ion binding; alcohol dehydrogenase (NADP+) activity. Bases 1 to 1173 code for a protein of 390 amino acids. The transcript is spliced from 3 exons. The record is from RefSeq and is a predicted model, not a curated record. Gene Ontology annotation, biological process: alcohol metabolic process.